AACGAGAAAAAAAAAUCUCUUCUUCUUUUCCUAUUAAACUCUCAAUGAGAGAUCACUAAAUCAUUGAACAGCUUAACCUGCUACAAUUAACGUUUAAUUAAUUGUUGACCAAAGAAAAUCCAAUCAACUCUACUGUUUAAUUGUUCCGUGAAUAGUGUUGAUCAACAAAAUAAUAUGUAAAUGGCUUCAAUUGUGGGUAAAGCCAACAAUCAACUAACCAGCAUUUAUCAAUCAAAUGUAUUGACACUCAAAUCUCAAGUUAAUCAUCAUCGUCAUUUUCACAAUGGAUUUCAUCAUUUAACCAGAAAAUCAUCAGCCUAUAUACUUAAAUUAGUGACAAUUAGCUUAUUAUUAUUUUUAUCUUUAGGAAUCAAACCAAUUAAUUGUUUAAUUUAUGAUGAAAAUUUCCUGGAACAAUUACCAUUACAAUCAAUUGUUUCCACUGGAACUGAGGUUCGUUUAUACACAAGUGAGGAAUUCACCCGAACUUGUUUCACCAAAAUCGAUUACAAAUCGAUGUGCGCCGAGUUUGGACCUAAAUGCGAAUUUAAGUUCGAAUGGUCUUAUCCUGAAUCACUAUUAGAAUUAAUUAAAUCCGGUUUCGAUGCAAGAAUUAGAGUUGAAAAUGAUUUACCAGUUAGACUAAAAUCUAAUCCCGAUUAUGAGAUUUACGCUUCUCACUUGAUUGUUUCCAAUAUCGGUUAUGCUCAUCAAGGAAUCUGGUCUUGUAAUUUUAAAUUCAUUAAUCAAGAUAACGGUAAACUUGAUUCUUGGCAACAUAGUUUCACAAUUGAAAUAAUUGAAAAUGGAGUCAGAGGAUCACCAUGUUUAACUAAUGAUCACUGUUCAAGUUUUAAUUGUACCAAUGAAAUUUGUACAUGUGAUUCAGAUGAACCAAUUUCAUUUGGUGAUUUAUGUUUAAAAGCACCCAAUCUCGGUGAAAAGUGUAUAAUUAAUGCUGAUUGUGAGAAGCAAAUUGAAGACGCUCUGUGUUGGUGCUCAUCAUCAGUAUCUUCAGACGAUAAAGAUUCAUGUUCAGAUCGGAAAACUUGCCAAUGUCCACCUUCAUAUAUCGCCGUCAGUUUGGGCCUAGGUCGACAUCGAUGUCUAAAGAAAGCUCGAAUCGGUGAACAUUGUUACCGAAGUCAACAAUGUGAAGCUGUGGACAUCAACACUUACUGUUCAUUUAAAUCUCGAUGUUCUUGUCGAUCAGGUCAAACCUGUGCCACUCCAAGUAUACGAACUUGUACCGAUUCGUCUGGAUGUAACAGUACCAAUGAAUAUUGUGGUAAUGGACGAUGUCAAGUGGUCAAAGAUCUGUACGAAUCUUGUGAAACUAGUGACCAGUGUGAAGUAAACGCUUUGUGUUCCCCAAGCACUAAAAAGUGUAUCUGCCAAUCGGGAUACAAAUUGUCCCCAGUUAAGAUGACCUGUAUUCCUGAAGGUUACUGUUCAAAUAAUCUCGAUUGUGAACAUGGUUACUGUGACACCGAAACAAGUACCUGUAUCCCGGGUGUCAAGCUAUCAGGUCGCUGUACCGUCACCAAACAGUGUCAAGCUUACGAUGUCAAUAGCUACUGCGAUGGUGACACUAAUCAAUGUACCUGUGGUUUGGGCUAUUAUGUCAGUUCUCAAGGUAUUUGUCUAUUGGACGGUAAAUGUCGUAUCAAUGAUGAUUGUCGGCAAGACGCUAAUGGCCUUUGCUAUUACGAGGAAUGUAUUUACACCAAGAAAUUAUCAUUACCAUGUAAAGAGUCAAGACAAUGUUACCUGGAAACACCUUAUUCUUAUUGUGAGACAACUGACCAGCGAUCUGGUCAAGCUCAAUGUUCUUGUCUUAAUGGUUAUCAAAAUUACGAUGACAACGAUAAAGAUGAUGAUAAUGAUGAUAACGAUGAUAAUCAACCACCGCCUUCAAAUGCUAACUGUAAACAAUGGCGCGAUUGUAAUACGAACAAAGAUUGUUCAAACAUAAUUAACUCUCAUUGUGACCAUUCACAUGCUCGAUGUUCAUGUAACACUGGUUACAAUUUAAAUGUCGAUGGUUAUUGUUACAAGAAAUCCUUGUCACCCACUUCGGACAAAGAUUCAUUUUGGGCUAAACUCUGGACCGAUUAUUAUAUUUACAUAAUCAUCGUUGCCGCUGCUUCCGGAUUCCUUAUGUCGUUGAUCAUUUGCUAUUGUUGUAAAUUGUGCUCGAAAAGUGAUUCCAAUAACGAGGCUCCAAGAAGAGGAAAAAAUUAUCCUCGAAGGACAAGGGAAGGUCUUGACCGUCCAGUUACUGGCGUUUAUAUUACCCAUCAACCCACCGCUCCACCACCACCUUAUUCACCGCCUUCAUCCACACCUCGCCCACCACAAGCUCCACAAACGAUUUCAAGAAACUUUUAAUACUCAUAAUGAAUAAUGAGAAUUCACUGCUUACAUCAUUGCUGUUUUCUAAUUAUGUAAUUAUCUCAUUAUUUCAUUCAUCAGUUACUCUUAAUUGUUGAUUUGAUUAACACUAAUAAUCUUUUAUGAAAAGUUAUAGACUUUGAUGAAAACGGAUAAACAAUUAAAAGUUUGUCACAAAA
This is a messenger RNA of Panonychus citri (citrus red mite), 2573 nucleotides long. RefSeq names its product latent-transforming growth factor beta-binding protein 2-like. The coding region runs from base 181 to 2391 and encodes 736 amino acids. The transcript has 7 exons. The record is from RefSeq and is a predicted model, not a curated record. NCBI's taxonomy places the organism in Eukaryota, Metazoa, Arthropoda, Arachnida, Trombidiformes, Tetranychidae.